This is a messenger RNA of Bombina bombina (fire-bellied toad), 1741 nucleotides long. RefSeq names its product general transcription factor IIB (gene GTF2B). The transcript is spliced from 7 exons. The record is from RefSeq and is a predicted model, not a curated record. Gene Ontology annotation, biological process: transcription preinitiation complex assembly; transcription initiation at RNA polymerase II promoter. Gene Ontology annotation, molecular function: RNA polymerase II general transcription initiation factor activity; TBP-class protein binding. The coding region runs from base 58 to 1008 and encodes 316 amino acids. NCBI's taxonomy places the organism in Eukaryota, Metazoa, Chordata, Amphibia, Anura, Bombinatoridae. Gene Ontology annotation, cellular component: transcription preinitiation complex; nucleus.
CUACAGACUGCUGUUCCAGUUCCUGCGUAGCUACUGUUGGCGGUAGCUUGUGCAGUGAUGGCGUCGACUAGUCGGGUGGAUGCGCUACCGCGAGUAACAUGCCCCAAUCAUCCGGACGCUAUGCUUGUCGAGGAUUACAGAGCUGGUGACAUGAUCUGCUCUGAAUGUGGAUUAGUGGUUGGUGAUCGUGUUAUUGAUGUGGGAUCCGAAUGGCGAACAUUUAGUAAUGAUAAAGCUACCAAAGAUCCGUCUAGAGUUGGAGAUACCCAGAAUCCUCUGCUUAGUGGAGGAGAUCUGACUACCAUGAUCGGCAAGGGAACGGGUUCAGCAAGUUUUGAUGAGUUUGGAAACUCUAAAUACCAAAAUCGUAGGACGAUGAGCAGUUCUGACAGAGCAAUGAUGAAUGCUUUUAAAGAAAUAACAAAUAUGGCAGACAGAAUUAACCUCCCACGAAAUAUUAUUGAUCGAACAAAUAAUUUAUUUAAACAAGUAUAUGAGCAGAAAAGCUUGAAGGGUAGAAGUAACGAUGCUAUAGCUUCUGCGUGUCUUUAUAUUGCCUGCAGGCAAGAAGGUGUUCCGAGAACGUUUAAAGAAAUCUGUGCUGUCUCUCGGAUUUCAAAAAAGGAAAUUGGCAGAUGUUUUAAGCUUAUUCUGAAAGCUCUGGAAACAAAUGUCGAUUUGAUUACAACUGGAGACUUCAUGUCAAGGUUCUGUUCAAACCUGGGUCUUACCAAGCAAGUACAGAUGGCGGCUACGUACAUUGCACGGAAAGCAGUGGAGCUGGACUUGGUUCCUGGUAGAAGUCCAAUUUCUGUCGCAGCUGCAGCGAUUUACAUGGCCUCUCAGGCGUCUGCUGAGAAGAGAACCCAGAAAGAAAUCGGUGAUAUUGCAGGGGUAGCCGAUGUAACUAUUCGCCAGUCCUACAGGCUGAUCUAUCCUCGAGCGCCUGACUUGUUUCCUGCAGACUUCAAGUUUGACACACCAGUUGACAAACUGCCGCAGUUAUAAACAGAACAGUUCCAGGAUGCUAUAGUUUCUUUUUUUUUUUUUUCCUCUUGCACCCACACUAUUUGAUCUUGGACCUUCUGAAGCAAUCUGGAGAAUUGUUUGCAAGUUUUUGAAGUGACAUUCCGAGACUGGCAUAUUUUGUAUAUACAUUAGUGCUUUAAACAGAAAAUUCUGAGCAAAUUAUAGUCCGCAUUCCAUGUUUUUGACAACUAUUUAAAAUAUGUAAUUCCUAAUAAACCAUUUUGAGAGCAUUGUAUUUUUUUUUUUUUGCUGCACUUAACUGGCGGUUUAGUACCAAGAAUGCAAAUUAAUCUUGUAAUGGCGGUUAACGGUAUCCGCUUACUACGAUGGAACAAAUGUUUUGAUGAUUACCAGAUUGUGCCAUGUAAAAUUGCAAUCCAAUAUUUGAUUAACAUUUGUGUCUUGUACAUUGUAAACAUUUAUAGUAAAUAUAAUUUGUAUGUUUUUAUGAAGGAAUGAGCUUUAUUUAAUAUUGCUGGAAAGCCUAUUGGGCUUAUGUUUGUUUUUCUUUUUUAGCCGCACUUAAUCCAUUUAACAGAAAUGUUAAAUUUGGUUACAACUCAUUUAUACUGUACUUGCAACAGUAUUGUAUAUUACAUUGUUUAACUUUUGUAAUGUUUAUUUGUAACUGUUCUCAACUUCAGACCAGCUCAGAAGUAUGGGAAAAAAAUUCAAAUUUUUCAUAACUUUACUAGUAAAACGUUUUUCCCCA